UCCGGCGGCUCCUCUCGCGGGGAUUGGCUGUUGGAUACAUUGCGGCUAAACUCGUGUGCGGCAGCGGAGUCGGCGGAGGAGUCGGCAGCGGCGUCGGCAGCGGCGGCAGCGAGAGUUUGGCGCGAUGUCUCACACCAUUUUGCUGGUACAGCCUACCAAGAGGCCAGAAGGCAGAACUUACGCUGACUACGAAUCUGUAAAUGAAUGUAUGGAAGGUGUUUGUAAAAUGUAUGAAGAACAUCUGAAGAGAAUGAAUCCCAACAGCCCCUCUAUCACUUAUGAUAUCAGUCAGUUAUUUGACUUCAUUGAUGACCUGGCAGACCUCAGCUGCCUUGUUUACCGAGCUGAUACCCAGACAUACCAGCCUUAUAACAAAGACUGGAUUAAAGAGAAGAUCUACGUGCUCCUUCGUCGACAGGCCCAACAGGCCGGGAAAUAGUUGAGUUUGGAAGCGUUAGGGGGAUGGGGGUGGGCUUGGAACACAGGUGUGUACAGUGUGCUGUAGUAGAAGUUUUGUAUUAUAGUAAUCCUGUUUCCAUUUUGGUACACUCUAGCCAGGAUUGAAUGUAUUAGAUAAAAUAGGAUCUUGUUCAAUCUGAAACCCCCUUUGCCCCCUUCUCUCCACUCCUUUUUUUUUUACUUAAACAUUUUUAUGAUGAUUUAGGUGGAAGUUGGUUUUUGUCAGUUAAUGUUGGUUCCAGUCCUUCAGACUGUUCGUAUCUGCUUUAUAACAUUCACUGUACUAACCCUUCUUCAAAUCAGGGUGGGGGUGGUUACGCGGCUUAGUUAUGUCCUCAAGACAAAGUCUUAGUGAGAAACAAAUAAAUGUCCUUUAGUUAUA
Molecule: messenger RNA, 841 nt
Organism: Lagenorhynchus albirostris (white-beaked dolphin)
Lineage: Eukaryota; Metazoa; Chordata; Mammalia; Artiodactyla; Delphinidae
Gene: ERH
Product: ERH mRNA splicing and mitosis factor
Exons: 4
Coding region: 125-439 (104 amino acids)
Source: RefSeq, a predicted model, not a curated record